AUGGCUGCGUCCGUGCUGGGGCGCUGGAGGCCCUUGCUGGCCGGUCGGGGAUUCUGGUCCCGCAGAAACUGCGCCUGCAAUCGGAGCCCGAAGAGGAAUUUCGCUUCGGAGAGGCAGUCUCGGAACCUCCUGUAUGAACACGCGCGUGACGGCUACAGCGCGCUGCCCCAACUAGACAUGGAGCAGCUCUGUGCAUGCCCCGAAGAGGCCGCGCGCGCCCUAGAGCUCCGCAAGGGGGAGCUGCGGCCAGCUGACCUGCCUGCGAUCAUUUCAGCAUGGCAGGAACUGAAGCAGCUUCAGGAACAGAUCCGGGACCUGGAACAGAAGAAGGGAGCAGUGGCUGAGGCUGUGCGAGCCCUGCUGGAAAAUCAAGACAAGACUCAAAUACAGCAGGACCCCCAGUAUCAGCAUCUGCGGGCAUGUGGCCGGGAGAUCCGGAAGCAGCUUAUCACCUUGUACCCCAGGGAGGCCCAGCUGGAGGAGCAGUUCUACCUCCAGGCACUGAGGCUGCCCAACCGGACCCACCCCGACGUGCCUGUUGGGGACGAGAGCCAGGCACGAGUGCUCCAUGUUGUCGGAGACAGGCCAGCUUUCUCCUUCCAACCCCGGGGGCACCUAGAACUCGGUGAAAAGCUGGAUAUCAUCCGUCAGAAGCGCCUAUCCCACGUGUCUGGCCACCGUUCCUAUUACUUGCGCGGAGCUGGCGCCCUCCUGCAGCAUGGCCUGGUUAACUUCACCCUCAACAAACUCGUCCAGCGGGGCUUCACCCCUAUGACAGUGCCCGACCUUCUCCGAGGAGCUGUGUUUGAAGGCUGUGGGAUGGCAAUGAAUGCCAACCCAUCCCAAGUUUACAACAUCGACCCCUCUCGCUUCGAAGACCUUAACUUGGCCGGGACAGCAGAGGUGGGGCUGGCAGGCUACUUCAUGGACCACGCUGUGGCCUUCAGGGACCUGCCAGUCAGGAUGGUUUGUUCUAGCACCUGCUAUCGGGCAGAGACAGAUACAGGAAAGGAACCUUGGGGGCUCUACAGAGUGCACCAUUUCACCAAGGUGGAGAUGUUUGGGGUGACAGGCCCAGGACUGGAGCAGAGUUCACAGCUGCUGGAGGAGUUCUUGUCUCUACAGAUGGAAAUCCUGACAGAGCUGGGCUUGCAUUUUCGAGUUCUGGACAUGCCAACCCAGGAGCUGGGCCUUCCUGCCUACCGCAAAUUUGACAUUGAGGCCUGGAUGCCAGGUCGUGGCCACUUCGGAGAGGUCACCAGUGCAUCCAACUGCACAGACUUCCAGAGCCGCCGUCUCCACAUCAUGUUCCAGGCGGAGGAGGCCGGAGGGCUACAGUUUGCACACACAGUGAACGCAACAGCUUGUGCUGUUCCUCGUCUCCUGGUCGCCCUCCUGGAGAACUAUCAGCAAAAGGACGGCUCGAUCCUUGUGCCCUCCGCCCUCCAGCCCUACCUCGGCAUGGAUUGCAUCACGGUGCCUGCCCACGUGCCUCUGCGGUACAUCGGCCCCAACCAGCCCCGGACCAACCAGCCCAUCUCCCAUACCAGCUUGUCUUGA
Elephantulus edwardii (Cape elephant shrew) is the source of this 1560-nucleotide messenger RNA. RefSeq names its product seryl-tRNA synthetase 2, mitochondrial (gene SARS2). Gene Ontology annotation, cellular component: mitochondrion. The transcript is spliced from 16 exons. Gene Ontology annotation, molecular function: ATP binding; serine-tRNA ligase activity; tRNA binding. Lineage: Eukaryota; Metazoa; Chordata; Mammalia; Macroscelidea; Macroscelididae. Bases 1 to 1560 code for a protein of 519 amino acids. Gene Ontology annotation, biological process: mitochondrial seryl-tRNA aminoacylation. The record is from RefSeq and is a predicted model, not a curated record.